Molecule: messenger RNA, 2330 nt
Organism: Linum tenue
Lineage: Eukaryota; Viridiplantae; Streptophyta; Magnoliopsida; Malpighiales; Linaceae
Source: the annotation of a GenBank genome assembly
UCCCCAAAUCUCGGCUAUAAAUACCCACCCGCCAUUUCCCCCCACAACCACAAUAAAAAAUUCAACACUCUCUUCUUCACUCAUUCCUCUUUCCCUUCUUACUAUCACCACAACAAUGCCUCCAGCUGAAGCUCUAAACCCCAACCCCAACAACACCAUGAAGCCACUCAACGUCGAAACCAAACCACCCUCCAACGGCCACCUCGCCCCGCCGCCGGAGGACGCUCCGGCCACCACAAAAUCCGCUCUCUACGCCUACAGAAAAAUCAUCCUCGUGGCUUCCAUCGCCAUUGGGCUCCAAUUCGGGUGGGCCCUACAGCUCUCCUUGCUCACGCCUUACGUCCAGCUCCUCGGGAUCCCCCACAAGUACGCCGCCCUCGUCUGGCUCUGUGGGCCCAUCUCCGGCAUGAUCGUCCAGCCACUCGUCGGCUACUACAGCGACCGCUGCACCUCCCGCUUCGGCCGCCGCCGCCCCUUCAUCGCCGGCGGCGCCGCCUUCAUCCUCGUCGCCGUCUUCCUCAUCGGCUUCGCCGCCGACAUCGGACACGCCGCCGGCGACGACCUCUCCAAGCCGUCCAAGCCGCGGGCCAUCUCCGUCUUCGUCGUCGGCUUCUGGAUCCUCGACGUCGCCAACAACACCCUCAUGGGCCCCUGCCGCGCCCUCCUCGCCGAUCUGUCCGGGACCAGUCAGAAGAAGACGCGUGUCGCCAAUUCGUUCUUCUCGUUCUCCCUCGCCGUCGGUAACGUUCUGGGCUACGCCGCCGGGAGCUACAGCGGCCUCUACAAGAUCUUCCCCUUUACCAGGUCCCAAGCGUGCGACGUCUACUGCGCAAAUUUGAAAUCCUGCUUCUUGAUCGCCAUCACGCUCCUCCUCUUUUUCGCUUCCAUCGCGAUCUAUUACGUCACCGAGCGGCCGAUUUCAGCCGACGGGAAGUUCGUCGCCGGAACCGGCGACGGCGACGAGGAGGAUGAUGAAGUUGAGGAGAAGUCGGCGGCGGUGGCGCCGCCGCCGACGGCGUGCGGCGGGGUGCCGUUCUUCGGCGAAUUGUUCGGCGCGAUGGCGAACAUGAAGAAGCCGAUGAUCGUGCUCCUGAUGGUGACGGCGCUGAACUGGAUCGGGUGGUUCCCGUUCUUCCUCUACGACACCGACUUCAUGGGGCGGGAGGUGUACGGCGGGGUUUCGAACGGCGGGACGGCGGCGGAGCUGAGGAUGUACGCGCGCGGGGUGCGCGUGGGGGCGCUGGGCCUGCUGCUGAACUCGGUCGUCCUCGGGUUCGCUUCGCUCGGGAUCGAGACGUUCAGCCGGUGGGCCGGCGGGGCGAACCGGCUCUGGGGUUUCGUCAAUUUUAUUCUGGCCGGUUGUUUGGGGCUGACCGUGUUGGUCAGCAAGCUCGCCGAUUCGAACCGGCAGUACGGCGUCGGCGGGGUCCUGCUGGGGCCGACCGCCGGGGUUCAGGCGGCGGCGCUGCUUCUGUUCGCGGUGUUGGGUAUUCCUCUGGCGGUGGCUUUUAGCGUUCCUUUUGCUUUGACAUCAAUAUUCUGCAAUGAAGCUGGUGCGGGACAAGGACUUUCGAUAGGAGUACUGAAUCUUUCCAUCGUUAUCCCACAGUUGGUGGUGUCGUUGCUGGCUGGACCGUGGGACGCUCUGUUCGGCGGGGGGAACUUGCCGGCGUUUGUGGUCGGAGCGAUCGCGUCGGCCUGCAGCGGACUAUUGGCCUUAACGAUGCUCCCAUCUCCGUCGCCCGAAGCCGUCGGAAAAGUCGCCGUCGGUGGCUUCCAUUGAUGACGAAUUAGUCAUCACAAUUAGUUUACCUACCUCAGAAUCAACACCUCGUUUUUCUGCUUUUUAUAUUACUUCUUUUUGAUUUGUAUAAUUCCCCCGUUACAUUACAUCUGUCACAAGCCAGAAGUGGCCUUUCUGCCUUCGAUCUCCCUUUCUUCCUUUCCCUACCACCUAAAGAGAUCAUAAUUCUCCAUGUGCAUGCCCUUUUUUCUUUUUAGUAACCACAUCCUUCCAACAUGUGCGGGGAAGGGGGAAAAGUGGGCUAAAACGGCAUCCUUAGUUGGUCGUUUCUCGUCUGUAGUUCGUCAUCGUCGUGAUCAUCAUCAGCGGGCCAAAGAAUUGAGAAUUGGGCCAUAGAAAAUCUAUGGAAUAUAUUGCUGUUUGCUGCACUAUGUAUUUUUUGUCGUCAUGAUUGGAAAUUAUAUAUAAGGAAGAAGUUGCACGUGAAUGCAUAUGAUGGGUUUGUGAAAGUUGUUCAUGAAUGUUGCGCGCGGUAAGAGUAGUUGUGGUUAUUACAUGCGUACGUACGGUCCAUGGAGUAGUUUUG